CGGCGGCCCCCUCCCCCACUUUUCUUUGCGCUCGGCAGGAACCCGUCGUCGGGGUUGCUUCGCCUGCUGUGGUCCGUCGUCGUCAUGGAUUCUCCGUGGGAUGAGCUGACCCUUGCCUUUUCUCGCACGUCUAUGUUCCCCUUUUUUGACAUCGCCCACUACUUGGUGUCCGUGAUGGCGCUGAAGCGUCAGCCGGGAGCUGCGGCAGUGGCAUGGAAGAAUCCUCUUUCAAGCUGGUUUACUGCUAUGCUCCAUUGCUUUGGUGGAGGAAUUUUAUCCUGUGUAUUGCUUGCAGAGCCUCCGUUGAGGUUUCUUGCAAACAACACUAAUAUAUUACUGGCAUCUUCAAUCUGGUAUAUUAUAUUUUUUUGCCCAUGUGACCUAGUUUCCCAGGGCUAUUCUUUCCUACCUGUUCAACUCUUGGCUGCGGGAAUGAAAGAAGUGACCAGAACUUGGAAAAUAGUAGGUGGAGUCACACAUGCUAAUAGCUAUUACAAAAAUAGCUGGAUAGUCAUGAUAGCUAUUGGAUGGGCUCGAGGUGCAGGUGGUACUGUUAUCACGAAUUUUGAGCAGUUGGUAAAAGGAGGUUGGAAACCAGAAGCUGAUGAAUGGCUGAGGAUGUCCUACCCUGCCAAGGUAACCCUACUGGGGUCGGUUAUCUUCACUUUCCAGCACACGAAGCUUCUGGCAGUAUCAAGGCAUAACCUUAUGUUCCUUUAUACCAUGUUUCUUGUGGCCACAAAGAUAACCAUGAUGAUUACAGAGACUGCUACUGUGCCUUUCGCUCCUUUUGAGGAUACAUUGAGUCGGAUGCUGUUUGGCUGGCAGCAGCAGUUUUCAUCAUGUGAAAAGAAAAGUGAAACAAAAUCAUCUUUUAAUGGUACUGGUUCAUCGACCUCAAAACCUAUAGCUGUUGCUUCAGAUACUGUUAAAAAGAAACAUACUAAGAAGUCUGAGUAAAUUUACUUUAUGAGCUCUAAAGGAAGAAAUUUUUUUUCUUAUCUACCUGUCUGAUUGUGAUAAAUAUUUCUGUGUAAAUGAUGUGAAAUAAAGAUUACAUAUAAGGAAUGGAGGUGACAAAAAGAAAGAACUUCAUUCUGUUUCAGGGAGAUUGUCUCUUUCUGGAUUGUAAUUUUUGAGUGUUUUGAGUGUAUCAUGUGAAAUUGUUUUCCUAAGUUAUAUAUAAAAGAUUCUGUUGGUUAUUUUCAUAGUUUUAUAUUGAUAAAGGAGGCUAGAUUUUUUCCUAAUGUUAGAAAAAGUAAACUUACUAUCAUUGCAGAAUAAUAAAAAUUAAAGCCUUU
Molecule: messenger RNA, 1301 nt
Organism: Odobenus rosmarus divergens (Pacific walrus)
Lineage: Eukaryota; Metazoa; Chordata; Mammalia; Carnivora; Odobenidae
Gene: TMEM38B
Product: transmembrane protein 38B
Exons: 6
Coding region: 85-960 (291 amino acids)
Biological process (GO): potassium ion transmembrane transport
Cellular component (GO): membrane
Molecular function (GO): potassium channel activity; identical protein binding
Source: RefSeq, a predicted model, not a curated record